AUGAACGGUUCCAUCAUCUCAUGGCUUCUUGCAAUAUCCACGAUCUCCAUCUACUUCGACGUUGUUGGAGCUUCAGCUUCAGCCCAGUGUCUCAGCGUUGAUCAGAGAUCGCUCUUGCUUGAGCUGAGAAAAAGCCUCGUCUUCAAUGCCUCUAAGUCUUCCAAGCUAGUACAGUGGGACCGAAGCGCCAGUUCAUGGAGCGGCGUGACGUGCGAGGACAGCCUCGUCGUCGGUCUCGAUUUGAGCAAUGAGUCAAUCUCUGGGGGAAUCAACGGUUCGUCGAGUCUCUUCAAGCUUGAGUUCCUUCGGAGCCUAAACUUGGCUUUCAACGACUUCGACUCUUCAGCAAUUCCGUUCGGCCUCGCGAAUCUCAGCCGCUUGGUACAUCUCAACUUGUCCUAUGCAGGAUUCGCCGGGCAAAUUCCAGUUGAUCUAUCACGCCUGACGAAGCUACGUACUCUUGAUCUUUCUGGUCUAUAUUUCAUUGAACUGCCUUUGCUGAAACUGAAGAAGCCCUCUUUACGGUCGCUGAUUGGGAAUUUGGGAGAGUUGAGGGAGCUGUACCUUGAUAAAGUCGAUGUGUCCGCUGAGGGAAGUUUCGAAACACCUCCGAGCAAUCUUACUUCUGUUCUGUCUGUCAUCGACCUCCAUGCAAACAUGCUUAGAGGAAAUGUGCUACCCUUGCUAUCAUACGCUUUGUACUUGGAUUUCUCAAGUAACAACAUUACUUCCGUUAUUCCGGAUAACAUCGGUGGAUACUUAUCAAUGACGGGGUUCUUCUCUCUUUCAAAGAAUAAUUUCCAUGGGUCCAUCCCAAAGUCAGUUUGCAAAGCUCAUUAUCUUGAAGUGCUUGACUUAUCGCAUAACAAUCUGAACGGAACUAUUCCUGAUUGUUUAAUGAUGGCAUCCCUUAAUGUAUUGAAUCUAAGGAACAACCAGUUGAAUGGUGAUAUUCCGCAAAACAUCCUAGGAACAUGCGGUUUGAAGACAUUGGAUUUGAGUGAGAAUUUGUUGCAGGGGCAAAUUCCAUUGUCACUGGCAGGUUGCACAAUGUUGGAGGUUAUGAACAUCGGGAACAAUAAGAUAGACGGGACAUUUCCAUGCCAUUUAAAGGCUAUAUCAAGUCUCUGUGUCCUUGUUUUACGAUCCAACAAAUUGCAUGGGGAAAUUGGAUGUCCACAAAGUCCUAGCAUUUGGCAAAAGCUACAAAUCAUUGACCUGUCUUCAAAUAAUAUUGGUGGCAUAUUGCCUGCCAGUCUCCUCACAUCUUGGGAGGCUAUGAAGGCUAAUGUAGAACUCGUCAAGAUUUUGACUGUUUUCACAUCAAUCGACUUCUCGAGCAAUAGAUUGGAAGGUCCAAUACCAGACACCAUUGGAGAUCUCAAAGCACUUUAUUUCUUGAACCUAUCACAUAAUGCAAUAUCGGGUUCAAUCCCUCCUGUUUUGGGAAAUCUGCAUCAACUUGAGUCAUUGGACCUAUCAUGGAACUACCUCAAUGGAAGCAUACCGGCUCAGCUUGUGAAUCUUGAUUUUCUUUCGUUCUUGAACCUCUCAAACAAUCAACUUGUAGGAAGCAUCCCGACAAGCUGA
Molecule: messenger RNA, 1590 nt
Organism: Eucalyptus grandis
Lineage: Eukaryota; Viridiplantae; Streptophyta; Magnoliopsida; Myrtales; Myrtaceae
Product: receptor-like protein 43
Exons: 3
Coding region: 1-1590 (529 amino acids)
Molecular function (GO): protein binding
Source: RefSeq, a predicted model, not a curated record